GUCAACACUGAGACACUCAAAGAGAGAGACAGAGAUCAGUCCUCCAGUAGGAAGGGCCAGCGGCACACAUCACACAGGUUUCAUAAGCGAGAAGCAGCCAUGGCAGCCGUUCCUGAUGUACAGGAGGAGUUGAUGGAGUUCUGCAGUGUGAAGGAUGAACAGUUCUACGAAGUUGACCACCCCUACUUCGGGAAGAGCUCCAACCAAGGCUUGACCCCCUGCUCCCUGUCCCAGAGCUGCUCAGCCUGCGACCGGGGCAUCCAGUUGCAGUUCACAGAGCAGACCUCUCCCAAAGUCUUCCGCAGAUCCGUGUUCCUGGUGAUCGCCACAGAGAAGAUGAAGAAGGGAUUGAAAACAAGAGCAUUCACGGAUGAUGAUUUGAUGGGCAUCUUCGAUAUUGUCUUCGAGACCAUCUCGUUGGAGAGUCAUAAUGUCACCCACACAGUGGAUUCCAUCUACCGCUACUUCAGAUCCAUCUCUUAUGAAAUUCGGGACACUGACCAGAAGUGCUUCAAGCUGGAGGCUCCCGCCCAACUGGUGGCGAUGCAUUUGCAAGGCCCCAGCAUCAGACACCAAGUGAAGUUAAACAUGGCUCUCUACAGACCGAAAAGUGGCACAAGCAACCAGAGCUCCAUGAGGUUUCCGGUUGCUCUGGGCAUCAAGGGGAGAAGUCUCUACCUGUCCUGUGUGCAAAAUGGCCAGCAGCCAGUGCUGCAGCUGGAGGAGGCCGAUAUCCUGAAGGAUGUUGACGGAGCCGAGUUGGAGCGCUUCAUCUUCUACAAGGUGGAAAACGAGAGCACAGCCCAGUUCGAGUCAGCCGCCCACCGCGGCUGGUACAUCUGCACCUCCCCCCAGAACAACCAGCCCGUUGGCAUCACCAACCGGCUUGGGGAAGUGUUCAUCACCAACUACUACCUCACCCAGUCCAAGCACUGAGCGCACAUCCCAAACCAGCAGUUACUGGUUUCAGCAGAAUCUUUGUAUGUACUAAGUACAUGGAGGAAUGAUUGUAUUUAUGAGGGAGCCCUGGCUCAUGGCUCAGAAUGUGACUGUAGCAUGUCUCUAACAUGUAUGUAUUGUGUCUUUCUGUUUGCUUUGUGCCCUGCCCUGUCCUAGAGCAUGGGCCAGUGGGUCUGAUCUAGCCCCAGCAUCUAGAAUUAACCUCUUACUGGCGUGAGAGCUCUAUAUUAGAGCCCUCUUUAUUAGAGACUUAUCUUAGUGGCUGUCUCUUCUCUCCCACCUUCCACGGCUUUGGUGACCAAGCUAAGGCCGAUGGCCCCUGGUUUGUGGAUCUCCCCAGACCCACUUUAACCUCUCCUUUCUCAUAAGCUGUAUCAGCCCAACCAUGCAGAUUUGCUGGGGGUUUCCAUUCUGCGUUGCGGGAUCAUGGUAUAUUAACUUCAUGUAAAUUAUCUGUGCUGCACUCAUUAAUUAUUAUUGUUCAUAUCACACCAUCAGGCCCCGAUUCUGCAAACACUCAGGCCCAUCUCCGCAAGGAUAUGUAGGCUCCUAUUUCCCACUGGCAAAUACCUUUGAGGAGCCAGGUCUUAGAGACUUGGGUAAAGUUACUCAAUUGGUUGCAGGACCCAGCUGCGUUAGGAAUUUGUCCCCUGUGCCCUAUGGAAACCAGACUUUUGCCCAUGAGUUUAAAGCAGCAAGACUAAGGCUCGCAAGCCACUUUUGGCUUUUUAUUGUGUCUCUUCAGCUCAUGAUAUUAAAACACUGUGGGAUUUAAUUAUUAACCAAUCUAAGUUAUUAACCAAUCAGGAUGGUUUUUUCCUAUGUAAGUAAGUAAGUUCAGAAAAGAAUAAUACUUGGUCAGUCAUUUUGCUGUGAGACUAAUAUACACAUACGUUAAAUAAUAUAAAUAUUAGAGAUGGAGGAAUAGCCCUCAUCAUGCAGCAUGAUUUUUUUUUCUGUAAAAAUGCUAUUGUGUUGUUUUAAUUCAAAAUUAAGUUGUUCUAACUAUUUCACUGUUGGUAACUUCUGUUAACAUGUUAAUUAUAAAUGAGGGCAUUUUUGGAAUUUAUUUAUUGACCAAUUUAAUAUUGCUGGCCUGAUUUUUAAUAAACAAAUCUGUAUUGGUGAUC
Molecule: messenger RNA, 2090 nt
Organism: Dermochelys coriacea (leatherback sea turtle)
Lineage: Eukaryota; Metazoa; Chordata; Testudines; Dermochelyidae
Product: interleukin-1 beta-like
Exons: 7
Coding region: 100-936 (278 amino acids)
Biological process (GO): inflammatory response; immune response; positive regulation of gene expression
Molecular function (GO): interleukin-1 receptor binding; cytokine activity
Source: RefSeq, a predicted model, not a curated record